This is a messenger RNA of Medicago truncatula (barrel medic), 590 nucleotides long. Its product is annotated as importin subunit alpha-3. The transcript is spliced from 2 exons. The coding region runs from base 67 to 474 and encodes 135 amino acids. The record is from RefSeq and is a predicted model, not a curated record. Gene Ontology annotation, molecular function: protein binding. Lineage: Eukaryota; Viridiplantae; Streptophyta; Magnoliopsida; Fabales; Fabaceae.
UGUAGGCAUUGGGAAACAUUGCCGCUGAUUCCCCUAGUUGCCGUGAAUGAGCAAGCAGAUCUUUCUAUGCUGAUCUCUUCUCACCCCUUGUAUAAGUAUUAUUAUGUCAUCUCAUGUGUCACCUGUUUGAAUAACCUGAUUUGGUGGGGCUCUUUUUGUCAGGUUGUUAUCAAUCAUGGUUCACUCCAAUGCCUUUUGAGCCUGUUGACCCAUGAUCACAACAAAAGUAUUAAGCAAGAAGCUUGCAGGACUGUAUCAAACAUUACAGCUGGUAACAGAGAGCAGAUACAGGCUGUUAUUGAAGCUGGUCUCAUUGCUCCCCUGGUCGAUCUUCUUCAAUUUCAGCAGAAUGUGAUCAUUGUAUCUUGUACAAAAAAUAUAUUUUGCUGGGGAGAAGGUAUGUUGCAGAAGCAAGGAACCGUGACGCAUGGCAAUUGUGGAAAAAGUUUAUGUUUUAAAUCCGGUGGCGUCUAGGGUGAACCAUCUCUUAAGUGGUAAAAGUGAACAAAUGUAUCUUCCUUUCCCCCACCUUCUCUUUCCCCCCCUGAUAUCAUAUCUCUCCCAAUUUGGUAAUGUGUAGCACUCCCUCA